Molecule: messenger RNA, 1770 nt
Organism: Pochonia chlamydosporia 170
Lineage: Eukaryota; Fungi; Ascomycota; Sordariomycetes; Hypocreales; Clavicipitaceae
Exons: 1
Coding region: 1-1770 (589 amino acids)
Source: RefSeq, a predicted model, not a curated record
AUGGAGCCAGCUAGUGUUAUAAACACCCGCAAAAUGCGAUAUACUGGCCGUGCUUUGAGUUGUCUAAAAUCGGGACGUCUCAACCCAUCCCUUGAUGCAGGCAAUGACAAGUGUCUCAGCAGUCAAGCACCCUUUAGCAGUCGGCACUGGAACAAUGCAGAGGUCGACGACGGUGACGGUAAGGGUCCCGCGAAGACCUUCAGCUCAAGGCCAGGUCGUAGAAUUGGGCCAUACCCGCUCACAUCUCAUCUAGCCAGUUGGGUGAUUGAUGCAUUUAUGAGAUACAGCCCCUCGAAUGCUGGCUUGGAUCUAGUUCGACCUUUCUCCGAUGAGUUUCAUGAGGCUGUUGAACGGGAACGUGCCACUAGUACCGGCCUUCACGAUUUGAACCUCAUGGAGUUGACGUACCAGGUCACUUUAGAAAUUGGCGCUGAAAUCUUGCUGACAGCCACAGAUAAUGGCAACGUGUCUGAUAUUCAGGACGAGUACCAUUCCUCGAAUGCUGCUCGAGACGAUCACUUCUCUCCUUGGGGCAAACUUCUCACCGGACUCGUUUGUGACCCUCCAAUCAUCUCUCAGUUUCCCUUCUACCUCAUGAUGUGUCAGUCUUUUGGUUUGGAAUCUGACUCCUCUCGAGAGAACUAUGUGUACUCUGCUCUGACUGGCGUUGAUUGGGCCAAGGGCAAGAAUGUCUACAGCGACCGCUUUCGAGCUUUCGAAGAAAACGCGAGGGCCUCUGUCCCUAGCCUGGACGACAAACUCUCCGGGGUGGAUCGGUCUUUCUGGCGUAUUUCUCUCGCAUAUCUCAGUGCCAUGAACAAGAUUGAAAACUCGAGAGAGUUCACAACGCCCCGAGGGUCUCACAUCAACACCCCUCUAGACCCUUAUCUGCUCAUGGCAGUUCGAGGGUUCGACACAAUCGGCUCUGCAUACAUGUGCAGUGACGGGGCCAGCUACCUCGAUAACGCAGGAAUGGACUCGCUCAUCGGAUCCGCUGUCCCGAAUGACGUUAUGGAUCUUCACACGGAUAUCUUGACAGGAGAAACGCGUAACGUUCUCCGCCUACUCUACCCCAAUGGCCAGAGUCUAGACCAGGCAAUCAAAACCAUGUCUACAGUAUUCUCUGGUAUGCUUUGUGAGCUCUUCCGUGGCCAUAAGCGUGCAAGGUUUGAAGGCCGCGAAGACGGUCGAAUUGCGGCGACGUCCCCUCCUUACAGCUUCUGCCGGGCUCGCCAUCGCCGCAUUUUCGAAGUAAUGGAGUCAUACAUUGACCAAUACCCCCAGUUUUGGGACUGGACGUGGGAAAUUUACGAGCAUGCCAAGCACCAGAUCACCGAGGCCGGCCUCAAUGAGCUGCUCAUCGAUGCUCUGCACCGCGGUAUAGACCAGACCCCUCUCCCAGACUCGCAAUAUAAUGGCUUCUACGACAGCUACUUUGAAAUGAUUGAGAACCGCCAGGAGUCGCCGAAGCUGAACAAAUCCCUGGGUGUCAAGGGCGAGCUUGGUGAUCUCGUGAGACAGCUUCACCAUUUAUGGCAUAUCGAACUCCGGGAUCCCAAUAAGAAGCCGGGCUGGGGUCGAAGAUUUGAUGAAAAAUCCGACGCGCUUUUCAAAAAAGUCGGCGAGUACCUUGGUGUCAAGGGGGGAAUCACAGACGAGGUGUAUCAGUUUGCAAUUGCCUAUGGACGUCUGAGUAUGGCUCUGCCGUACAUUGCGUACCACACAAUUGACGCAAUCAUCAUUGUACAUGGUGUUAAAGCGCCUAAAUAG